GCACAAGGAAUCAGUCAGUAGUGGAGAUAGUUCUAGAAGUGAAAUGUCAUGACUCUGUUUUUUCCAGUCUACUUCGUCGUUAAAACAACAUCUAACAUUUAUUGUACACUUGCUGUGUUCCAGACACUGUUUUAAGUGUUUUUAACUCUAUGUUAUAGCUUGGAAACUAAGGCAGAUCAUUCAGAUCUAUUUUCCAAUUCCACAACUCUGGGUUUUAGUAUGGUUUUAAUGACAGUCACCUCCUACGCAGUGGGGUGGAGCAGUUCUCCAAGAGCUUGCUCCCAGAUCUCCGUGAGUGAGAAAUGUUGUCCCAGCAAUGUCUCCUUGUGUGUUGGAGAGCGAUCCCAAGAAGAGUCCAGAGUGUAUUGGAAGAAUGGAUGAAGGAAUGAAACAAGCCCACAUGAGUAUUAGUGGAUCUUACUUUAGGAAUAUUCAUGUACUUCAAAAAUUCCCUAUUUAUCAAGUCAGGCAGUAAAUGCAGUUUUAGAAUGAACUCAGUCCAGGACCUUUCUGUAAAGAUUCCCAGUAUAGGAUGGAAAGAUUCAAUUCAAUAAGCACAUAUUGAGCUCUUGCUAUGUACAAGACCCUGGUAUUGAGAAAUACACACAGAGGAAAACGACACAUUUCCUGCCCUCCUAUAAAUAAUUGUCUUCUCAGAACCUUCUCCCUCCAGUGUAGUUUGGAAGAUAGAUAAGUACAUAAAUAACUGAAAUCAGACUGACUAUGGUAAAUGUAGUAAGGAAUGUAAACAAAGUGGGAGUCUGGGAGAAGGAGAAAUCAAUCCCAGCAUGAUCAGAGGAUUCCUGAAGGUGGAGAAUUUAUGCUGGGCCUUGGAGGGAGUUUAUUCCUGGGAGAAGGAACAGCUUGAGCAAUGGUUGAGAGGCAGAAAUGCACAGGUGUAAGGGUGUGUGUGUGUGUGUGUGUGUGUGUUGUGGGAAGGGAGAGGAGUUAGUGAGAAGAAGAAAUAAGCCGAAGUGGCAGGUUUUGGCUAAAAUGUAGAGAGCGGAGUAGGGAGCAGAGCACUGGCAUUUAUCAAGUAUCUCCUUUGCUUUGUGGCUUGCAGUAUGCUGGAUGCUUUACAUACUAUAUUUAAUUCUGUAAUAUAGGCCUAUUUAUCUCCAAUCUAAAGAUGAAGAAACCAGACCUCAGAAAGAUUAAAGUGACUUCCCCAAGGUUAGAUAGUUGGUAAGGGCACAGCUUGGUUCAAAACUAGCAGUGCUGAGUUCAAAGGCCCAUGUUAUCUUCCUUAUGCUGCGAGACUCCAAAUGCCCUGACUGGCGCUCUGUUUUCUCUGGCAGCCGGACGGAGGUUAGACUGGAGCAAAGAUGGUCCCAGAAUGGGGACAUGAGUGAAGAGGCUUAAAACGGUGAAUCACUGGCCUAGUUUGGAAGCUGCAUGGACUAGGUCUGCUUGAUAGGUUUAAUAGGUUUCCAUGUCAGAGGCCAGUGGAGAACCGAAGAUUGCCAGCUACGUACAAAGGCCAUUGAGACACUUCGUGUAGCUGGAAGACACCAACUCCCUGACAGGGGCUUUAUUUCAUUUGGGAUUUCAAGUUUACAGACGGUAUCUUCCCAAAAGUUGGAAAAACCUAUAGUUUCAGAAACAACUCUCCAAGUUCCGUUUCCAAGGAAAGUCUUAACCAUUUGUCCCUUCUGGCGUACCCUCUUUCAUUGAAAUCCAUGCAGAAUAUACCAGAGAUGGGCAGCAGCGAACCCCUUCCCAUCGCAGAUGGUGACAGGAGGAGGAAGAAGAAGCGGAGGGCCGGGGCCACUGACUCCUUGCCAGGAAAGUUUGAAGAUAUGUACAAGCUGACCUCUGAAUUGCUUGGAGAGGGAGCCUAUGCCAAAGUUCAAGGUGCCGUGAGCCUACAGAAUGGCAAAGAGUAUGCCGUCAAAAUCAUUGAAAAACAAGCAGGGCACAGUCGAAGUAGGGUGUUUCGAGAGGUGGAGACGCUGUAUCAGUGUCAGGGAAACAAGAACAUUUUGGAGCUGAUUGAGUUCUUUGAAGAUGACACAAGGUUUUACUUGGUCUUUGAGAAAUUGCAAGGAGGUUCCAUCUUAGCCCACAUCCAGAAGCAAAAGCACUUCAAUGAGCGAGAAGCCAGCCGAGUGGUGCGGGACGUUGCUGCUGCCCUUGACUUCCUGCAUACCAAAGGCAUUGCUCAUCGUGAUCUGAAACCAGAAAAUAUAUUGUGUGAAUCUCCAGAAAAGGUGUCUCCAGUGAAAAUCUGUGACUUUGACUUAGGCAGUGGGGUGAAACUGAACAACUCCUGCACCCCCAUAACCACACCGGAGCUGACCACGCCAUGUGGCUCAGCAGAAUACAUGGCCCCUGAGGUGGUGGAGGUCUUCACGGACCAGGCCACAUUCUACGACAAGCGCUGCGACCUGUGGAGCCUGGGCGUGGUCCUCUACAUCAUGCUGAGCGGCUACCCACCCUUCGUGGGCCACUGCGGGGCCGACUGUGGCUGGGAUCGGGGCGAGGUCUGCAGGGUGUGCCAGAACAAGCUGUUUGAAAGCAUCCAGGAAGGCAAGUAUGAGUUUCCUGACAAGGACUGGGCACACAUCUCCAGUGAGGCCAAAGACCUCAUCUCCAAGCUCCUGGUGCGAGAUGCGAAGCAGAGACUUAGCGCCGCCCAAGUUCUGCAGCACCCAUGGGUGCAGGGGCAAGCUCCAGAAAAGGGACUCCCUACGCCGCAAGUCCUCCAGAGGAACAGCAGCACAAUGGACCUGACGCUCUUCGCAGCUGAGGCCAUCGCCCUUAACCGCCAGCUAUCUCAGCACGAAGAGAAUGAACUAGCGGAGGAGCCAGAGGCGCUGGCCGAUGGCCUCUGCUCCAUGAAGCUUUCCCCUCCCUGCAAGUCACGCCUGGCCCGGAGGCGGGCCCAGGCCCAGGCAGGCCGUGGUGAAGACAGGAGCCCGCCCACAGCACUCUGAAAUGCUCCAGUCACACCUUAUAGACCCUAGGCCUGGCCAGGCGUUGUCCCCCUGGAAACCUGUGUGGCUAAAGUCUGCUGAGCAGGUGACAGCGUCUGCUCUGUGGCUUCACUCAGGCUUUUUCAUCUAGAAGGCCCUAAAGUUCCCACCAACCCCCAUUUCCCUAGGGUCCUGGAGGAAAAAGCUUUUUCCAAAGGGGUUGUCUUUGAAAGGAAAGCAAUCACUUGUCACUUUGCAUAAUUGCCUGCAGCAGGAACAGCUCUUCGCUGGGCUCCACCUGCUCUCCGCCUGCAGAUCUGGGAUCCGGCCUGCUCUCACCGCUGUAGCGGCGGCUGCGGCUGCAGCCUGCAGGGAGAAGCAAGAAGCAUCAGUUGACAGAGGCUGCCGACACGUGCCUCUUCCCUCUCAGCUCUGUCACCCUCCUCUGGCGGUCCUUCCACCUUCCUCUGUCCUCCGGAUGUCCUCUUUGCCCGUCUUCUCCCUUGGCUGAGCAAAGCCAUCCCCUCAAUUCAGGGAAGGGCAAGGAGCCUUCCUCAUUCAGGAAAUCAGAUCAGUCUUCCGGUCUGCAGCACGGAGAAGCACAUAAUCUUUCUUUGCCGUGACUGAAAUGUGUCCCUCAUUUAUCAUCCCCUUUGAUUGUGAUUGCUGCUAAAGUCAGUUGUAUUUUGUUUUUUUAAAAAAAAAAGUUUGGUUUUUUUUUAACCAUGCUGUUCCAGCAAAGAUGGGACCUUCAUCUCCCACUGCAAGCCCAUGAACUUCCCGGAGUGUAACGGCUUGCUCUUUCUGGAAUGUCCAUGCAUUUGGGUUUUAAUCAGCAGUGCCCUAUUCUAACUGAUUUUAAGCUGUUCCUAUGACAAGCUUAGAGACAGCGUCGGUGUCUGCUGCUGUGUCCCCAGGUCUUGUGUGGGUGGCACAGAUCUGGGCAGUUAGAUGGAGCUCUGUGCCUGAGGUGAAGCCACACUGGGGUGAAGCCUCACUGCCCUGUUCGAGCGACGCAGUGCCUGCUGCCCGAGUUCGUGAAGGUACAGCCAUUCAGAUAAGCUGAACUGUUGAGGUACAUAAAGAAAAUAGAUUUGCGUUUGUCAGGCAGACGUUUAUACAACACCAUGGUACUUUUAUACAUUGUGCUUAUUUUAAUAAAACUGAAAUUCUAGCUGUGGCCUA
This is a messenger RNA of Cercocebus atys (sooty mangabey), 4100 nucleotides long. RefSeq names its product MAP kinase interacting serine/threonine kinase 1 (gene MKNK1). Gene Ontology annotation, cellular component: nucleus; cytoplasm. The coding region runs from base 1680 to 2936 and encodes 418 amino acids. The transcript has 15 exons. Lineage: Eukaryota; Metazoa; Chordata; Mammalia; Primates; Cercopithecidae. The record is from RefSeq and is a predicted model, not a curated record. Gene Ontology annotation, biological process: peptidyl-serine phosphorylation; intracellular signal transduction; protein autophosphorylation. Gene Ontology annotation, molecular function: ATP binding; calcium/calmodulin-dependent protein kinase activity; calmodulin binding.